This is a messenger RNA of Microdochium trichocladiopsis, 2697 nucleotides long. RefSeq names its product armadillo-type protein. The record is from RefSeq and is a predicted model, not a curated record. Bases 1 to 2697 code for a protein of 898 amino acids. Gene Ontology annotation, biological process: ribosomal small subunit export from nucleus; endonucleolytic cleavage to generate mature 5'-end of SSU-rRNA from (SSU-rRNA, 5.8S rRNA, LSU-rRNA); endonucleolytic cleavage in 5'-ETS of tricistronic rRNA transcript (SSU-rRNA, 5.8S rRNA, LSU-rRNA). Gene Ontology annotation, cellular component: nucleolus; 90S preribosome; preribosome, small subunit precursor. The transcript is spliced from 3 exons. Gene Ontology annotation, molecular function: RNA binding. NCBI's taxonomy places the organism in Eukaryota, Fungi, Ascomycota, Sordariomycetes, Xylariales, Microdochiaceae.
AUGCCCAAGCCGCGCUCCAAGCGCCAGGCCAUCCGCGACGAGCGCAAGCAGAAGCGCCAGGACCAGAAUGGAGCAGACGACCACAGCUCCGCCAAGCGGCGACGCCUGAACGACAACGACGGCGACCAUGACAACGAUGCGACCAACAACGCCGACGAGAACGUCCCCGUGAUCGACUACGACUAUGGCGCUUCCGCCGCCGCCGCGGCCGCCCAGCCCGAGAAGGAGUUCUUUGGCAUGCUCUCCGAGGAGGAGCAGGAAUACUUCCGCUCUGUCGACGAGCAGCUCGACAUUGACGACUUCCCGUCCCACGAGGAUCGCCAGCUCUACCUCGCCAGUGUCUUCACAGAGGCGCAGGGCAAGGAGCUCAAGCUUGCCUGCAGCCAGUCGUGCUCGCGCCUCAUGGAGCGCCUGAUCCUCAUGUCCAACACGCGGCAGAAGAAGAAGCUGUUCGAGCAAUUCGCGGGCCACUUCCUCAACCUGAUCCAGCACCGAUUCGCCAGUCACUGCUGCGAGACGCUGUUCUUGCAGUCUGCGCCAAUCGUCACACAGGAGCUGAGCGGCGAGAGGGACGACCAGCCCAUGGAAGGCGAGGAGGCGGACGAGAAGCCACUGCCGUACAUGGAAGAGCUGUUCCUGCUCACCCUGGACGAGCUCGAGGGCCAAUUGGGGUUCCUGCUCACAGAUAGGUUCGCUUCGCACACGCUGCGUGUGUUCCUAAUCAUUCUAUCCGGACGACCACUUGAGCAGUCGGCCACCAAGUCACUCAUACACAGCAAGAAGAAGGAGAAGAUUGCCACGCCUUGGGUUCCCAGAGAGUCGGACGAACUGGAGACGCAGUUAAGGGCUGUUCCGUCCUCGUUCACACUGGCCACCAACAAGAUCAUCUCAGACGUCGUCACGGGCAUGAGCCCAACAGAGCUGCGCGUGCUGGCGACGCAUCCAACCGGAAAUCCGGCUUUGCAGCUGAUGCUCGAGCUCGACAUCUCCGUCAACUCCAAGGCGGGAACAGCGAACGAGACAACAGAGAGCGACGGCAUGAUGCUGCUGUGGCAGCUACUGCCGGGUGGUCCGUCGGCACUGAAGGAGUCGACAAGCCCGGCGUGCGAGUUUAUCAACUCCAUGCUGUACGACCCGAUCGGCUCCAGGCUUCUCGAGACGCUCAUCACGAAUGCGCCGGGCCGCUUGUUCAAGGCCAUGUACAAGAACCUCUUCAAGGAGCGCAUCCACAGCUUCCUGAGGAACGACAUUGCGUCUUACCCUGCCAUCCGUGUCUUGAACCGGCUUGGCAAGGAAGAUCUCGUGACCGCCGUGCAGCAGACGAUUCCCGAUAUGCCAAAGCUCAUCACGUUGUCGAGAUUUAAUGUGAUCAAGGCUCUUUUUGAACGCUGCCACGCCCGGCAGGCUCACACAGAGGUCAAGGCCCUGACACAGGCGCUCGUCCAGGCUUACGGGGGCGACAAGAAGUCGCUGGUUCCCAAGCUCUGCCAGCUCGAGGACGUCAAGCCCAGCGGCGCCGACGACGCCGACAACGGCGACGACGGCAGCAACAAAAAGUCCAAGUCCAAGAAGAACGGAGACCACGACCCGCUCGCCAAGAACAGGGCCGCUCUCGUCUCGCACGGCUCCCACCUCGCCACGACGAUGCUGGCCAUCCCCGGCCCGCCCUCGGACGCGAUCCAGACGUCCAUCUCCGCGCUGACGGCAGACCAGCUGUACCACCUCGCCAGCUCGUCGAGGCCGACGUCGCACGUCGUCACGGCGGCGCUAAAGACGCCGUCUUCCAACAAGGCCUUCCACAAAGCCCUCGUGUCCUCCCUGCGGCCGCGCGUGGUCGACCUCGUGCUAACCUCAGAGAACGGGGGCGACCGCGUGGUCAGCGCCAUCAUCAACAUGCCCACGACCUCGCCGCCGGCUCGGGGCGGCGGCGGCGAUAGCGGGCAAAACGCGACGACGACGACGAUAACAGCAACAGCAUCCCUGCCCUUGCACCUGAAGGAGUCGAUCAUGACCUCGCUCGGCGAUAAUGAAAAGGCCAUGCGCGACUCGUACCAGGGGCGCCGGGUCUGGCGCAACGCAAAGGCCGACCUGUGGGCGCACAGGAGGGCCGAGUGGGUCGCGUGGCAGAAGGAGAUUGAGCCCAUUGUCGUCCUCGGCAAGGCCCACGGCGGCGCCAAGGGCCCGACGGGCUCAAAUGGCGUUGCUGUCGGUGGUGGUGGUGGUGGUGGUAGUCCCGGCGAGGGUGGUGCCGGGCCGGCGAGGCAAGCAGGAGGAGCAGGAAGAGGAAGGCCGCUGCCGCCGCAGUCGUCGCAGUUCGCUGCUAGUGGGAACGGGAACGGCCGCGGGUUCAAGGGCGGUGCUGGGCGUGGGGAGAAGCGCAAGAGGAACUAUGACUCUGUCCUGGAUCAUAGCGUACAGAAAUUAGGCAUUUCAGACAAAAUGCAGAGAAUGCAAGAGAUCACACAGACGCAUGGAGAGAUUAUCGCAAAACAUUAUUUUGUGUACCUUUAUGAAGUUCCCACCAUCUUACUGAUCCUUCGUCACCCAAUCCAACGUUGCCUAAGGGCGCUGGAUGGAGCCCACGAGAUAUCUGAGGAAAAUAUUGCUCCCUUUCUCAGAAGCAUAUACGGAGGCACACACCCACAGCACAAACCACGCACAAAGGCUGACUAUUUCCCAUUUAUGCAGGGCGGUUGA